AUGUUUGAAGCAAAUUACUCUGAAGUGUCUGAAUUUGUGUUCCUGGGAAUUUCUACCUACAGGCCAGUGCAGUAUUUCCUCCUUGCCUUCUCUAUAGUGAUUUAUUUAACAAUUAUUCUAGGGAACCUCCUAGUUGCGUUUACAGUGAUCUUUGACCCUCAUUUACAUUCCCCCAUGUACUUCCUUUUAGCCAACCUUUCAUUUAUUGAUUUGUGUUUUUCUACCUUAACAGUUCCUAAGAUGAUUUCUGACUUGUACUCUGGGCACAAAACCAUAUCAUUCCAGGGGUGUGUCAUCCAGAUAUUUGUCCUUCACGUCCUGGGUGGGUCUGAGAUGGUGCUGCUCAUAGCCAUGUCUUUGGACCGCUAUGUGGCCAUAUGCAAGCCCCUUCACUACCUGACUGUCAUGAGUCCGUGCAUGUGCAUUUUGCUUCUGUCUGGUGCUUGGGUUAUUGGUCUCAUUCACUCAGUGGUCCAGUUGGCUUUUGUUGUCCAUCUGCCUUUUUGUGGUCCUAAUGAAAUAGAUAGUUUUUACUGUGAUCUUCCUUGGUUUAUCAAACUUGCCUGCAUAGACAACUACAAAAUAGAGUUCAUGGUUACUGCCAACAGUGGGUUUCUUUCCAUGGGCACCUUCUUCUUAUUGAUUAUCUCCUAUAUCUUCAUCCUGGUCACCGUAUGGAAACGCUCUUCAGGUGAUUUGUCCAAGGCCUUCUCUACUCUUUUAGCUCACAUAACUGUGGUGGUUUUGUUCUUUGGACCGUGCAUCUUUGUUUAUAUGUGGCCAUUUCCCACAGUGUCAGUGGAUAAGUUUCUUGCCAUUUUGGACUUUAUGAUAACACCCAUCCUGAAUCCUGCCAUUUACACAUUGAGAAACAAAGACAUGAAGAUGGCAAUGAAGAGACUGAGUAGCCAGCUCCUGAGUCUGAGAAAAAUCUCCUAG
Galeopterus variegatus (Sunda flying lemur) is the source of this 939-nucleotide messenger RNA. RefSeq names its product olfactory receptor 4F6-like. Gene Ontology annotation, cellular component: membrane. The transcript has a single exon. The record is from RefSeq and is a predicted model, not a curated record. NCBI's taxonomy places the organism in Eukaryota, Metazoa, Chordata, Mammalia, Dermoptera, Cynocephalidae. Gene Ontology annotation, molecular function: olfactory receptor activity; G protein-coupled receptor activity. Gene Ontology annotation, biological process: G protein-coupled receptor signaling pathway. The coding region runs from base 1 to 939 and encodes 312 amino acids.